Messenger RNA from Cimex lectularius (bed bug), 1735 nucleotides. Its product is annotated as serine protease gd-like. The coding region runs from base 128 to 1270 and encodes 380 amino acids. NCBI's taxonomy places the organism in Eukaryota, Metazoa, Arthropoda, Insecta, Hemiptera, Cimicidae. Gene Ontology annotation, biological process: proteolysis. The record is from RefSeq and is a predicted model, not a curated record. Gene Ontology annotation, molecular function: serine-type endopeptidase activity. The transcript has 8 exons.
GUUUUAAUCCUUUAAGCCAAGGUGUAAAAGUGUUUACAUAUGUACAAUUUUGUCUCCUCCUGUUAAAUUUCUUACAAUCGCUCUUCUCAACGACUAUAAAUGGCGACCUAAACGCAAUGAAUUUGCGAUGAAACUUGCGAUUUGGCUUUUACUAUUUUCUUUAAGUGGAGAUUGUUUCUUUUUGCCGUACUCACCGUGUCCAGAAUUAUUUCGUUACCACUCCGAGUCGAACAUUUGGACUGGCAGGCUAAGAGUAAACAUAACGAAUUUACAAUUUCCAAUUGUCGUCAAAUUGGAGUUAGGGUUGAAAGCAGUUUUAAAAACAAAAUAUGUCGGCUUGAUUGAACUAUCUGAACCAGCUGAAAUCGUCAUAGAAAAAAUAAUUCACAGAGGCGUCAGGGAAAUUCAGUACAUUAUUAGAUUCCCAUUGCCUUUUCCACUACCCAUUUUGAAAGGGAUUUAUUUACAACAUAAAUUGGUUUGCAGUGGUAUUCAAGUUGUUGGUGAUGUGGUUACCAACAUCUACCUAGUGCACAAGUUCCCGACUAAUCCUCGUUUGCGUAAUUAUAAACUAAGUACCACCCCGGGUGAGAUCUGUGGGAAAAGAUCUUCUCAUGUAAGGAACAGGGUUAAAACAUUAAGCAGUUCAGAGGAAUGGCCGUGGUUAGCUGCAAUUCUUAUAAAAAGUAAAAAUUACGCCUAUGGCCUUAAGUUUCAUUGCAGCGGAAAUUUAAUAUCAAAUAUUCACCUAAUUACAGGGCAUUGCAUUAAAACUCAUAAAGAACAAUUUGAAGUGGAUGAUUUCAUAACGUAUUUUGGUAAACACAAUUUGCUGAAGUGGGGAGAACCAAAUUCACAAAUAAGGCAUGUAUCUAAUAUUUAUUUACAUCCAGAUUUCCAAAUUGAACAUUAUGAAGCAGAUUUAGCAAUAGUGCAGUUAUCGACUGCAGUGAUAUUCAACCAAUUUGUAACUCCUGUUUGCUUAUGGCCUGAUUCACAUGCUCUUGAUUCAUUGGAAGGACAAUAUGGAACAGUGGGUGGAUGGGGAAAAGACAUACUAACGAACACUGUUUACAAUGAGCCUAGAAUAUUUAAAAUGUGUAUUUUUAAUCAAGAAGAUUGUAUGAAAAAUAGAAAAGAAUUUAUGUUUGUUACUUCGAACACAACUCUUUGCGCUGGGAUAAAAAAUGGUUACAUCCCCUCAGUCUGUAUAACUUUAAUUUACAAGAAUGCUUCAAUUGCUCUGCAGAAGAAGAAAUAUUACAUUUGAUAACUGCAUGAUAUAAAGUAAAUGAAAAGAAAAGAAAGAAAAACUUUCAGGUAGUGGACCUUGUAAUGGUGACAGCGGAAGUGGAUUAAUGGUUAAGUCCAGGACUGAUAAAAAUGAAGAAAUUUGGGUCCUCCGAGGAAUAGUCAGUCUAUCUCUUGUCGAUGAGUACACUUAUUCAUGUGACCUUUCUAACCUGCAAAUUUUUACCGACGUAGCAAAAUAUAAAAGUUGGAUUUUAAAAAUUAUCAAAUAAAUCAAUUUUCUGUGUGUGUAACAUUAUUAUUUUAAAAAAAUACAAUUUCAACUUAAUCUAACAUGUAUAAAGACCUCCUACCACUAAUAUAAAUAUUAAUUUUUUAAUAGGGUUCAGAUCCAAUAUAAUUGAUCCCAGUUCUUUAUUUAAUUUUUUUUUAAAUUGAUAAAACACUAGAUUUGAAUUAAUAAACAUAUGGUUGUUUCGUUUUA